This is a messenger RNA of Cydia strobilella, 840 nucleotides long. RefSeq names its product serine protease 1-like. Gene Ontology annotation, molecular function: serine-type endopeptidase activity. Gene Ontology annotation, biological process: proteolysis. Bases 5 to 748 code for a protein of 247 amino acids. The transcript has a single exon. NCBI's taxonomy places the organism in Eukaryota, Metazoa, Arthropoda, Insecta, Lepidoptera, Tortricidae. The record is from RefSeq and is a predicted model, not a curated record.
GAAAAUGUGGCAAACAGUGGCUUUUGUAGCGCUCUGUUAUUGCGGCGAAGGGCGAAGACAGCCUCUCAGAGUUCACAAAGGAAUGACAGACGUCCAUAACGAAUUCUCGUUUGCGGUCCACAUGCAGACCGAUCAAGGGCAAAGAUCGUGCACAGGCAGCCUUAUCGCUCUCAACUGGGUCCUCACUGCUGCCCAUUGCAUAAAUGACGAACAAUUUGUUAUAAGAUAUGCAAAUUUCACCAUAAGAAAAGGAAGAGUCAGAGUUGCAAAAGUGCUUAAAAUAAUAGUUCAUCCAGCAUUCGCUUUUACAGAAGACUUCCAUCAUCUAUAUAACGAUAUUGCUCUUAUCAAAACUACAUUUAUAUACAAUAAGACUAUUGGUAGAUUGUCAGCUAUCGAUUACAAGGCCCUUACUGGUCUCCCGGUUAAAUAUGCUGGUUUUGGUGCGACAUCAAAAGCUUCGUACGAGUACGUGAUAGAAGAUCAGUAUAUGCCUUUGCAAGUGGGUGAGGCAGUAGUGGUGAUACGUCCUUAUAACGACUUACAAGGUCCAUGUUUAGUUAUUGCACCUAAAUGCUCAAAUCGAGAGCAAGGUAUCCGCGGAGGAGAUUCAGGAGGCCCGUUAAUAUAUGAUGGUAGUAUAGUGGGGGUGGCAAUGUCGUCAACAAUUCACGAUAAUAUUGCGCACUAUGCAGCCGUCAGCACAUACUUACAGUGGAUUCAUAAUACAAUGAAAACUUAUGGUUAAGAACAAGCUAUUGAAGAGGGUAUUGUUUCUGGUUUCGAUUUAAGAAUUUCGUCAGUCAGAAUAUCCUUAAAGUGAUAGAGUAUGUUUGCAAG